Molecule: messenger RNA, 528 nt
Organism: Penicillium subrubescens
Lineage: Eukaryota; Fungi; Ascomycota; Eurotiomycetes; Eurotiales; Aspergillaceae
Product: YbhB/YbcL family Raf kinase inhibitor-like protein
Exons: 2
Coding region: 1-528 (175 amino acids)
Biological process (GO): regulation of proteolysis; regulation of Ras protein signal transduction
Molecular function (GO): peptidase inhibitor activity; phospholipid binding
Source: RefSeq, a predicted model, not a curated record
AUGCCCUCCGAUGCGCAAGCCAAGGCUGCUCUGGCUCUCAUCAAGGACGACGAGUCCAAGGUGUUGGGCCUGAGUGUGGGCAAUCACAAGAACAUCCAGCCAGGCCAAUUCGUUCCUCGCGCGGACGCCCAGUCCCCUCCCAAGAUCUUCUUCGCCGGCCUCGACUCGAGCAAGACCUAUCUCGUGGUCAGCCUCGACAUCGAUGCUCCCUUCCCAUCAUUCGAUUUCCUGGGACCCAUUCUGCACUGGAUCCAGCCUGGAGUGAAGACCACCGAGUCUGGCAACCUUGACACCACUGCUCCGUUCAUCGCCAACUACAUCGGUCCUGCGCCACCUCCUGGUAGCUCGCCUCACCGCUACAUCUUCUUCCUAUACGAAGAGCCGGCUGAUUUCGAUGCGAAGGAGCAUGCUCCUGUCAAUGGCCAGAAGUUGGGCAACAUGAGUCGCAUGCGCUACGACUUUGAUACCUGGGCCAAGAAAAUCAACCUCGGCUCUGUCGUGGCCUUCAACUACUUCACCAGCAACUAG